Molecule: messenger RNA, 1617 nt
Organism: Naumovozyma castellii
Lineage: Eukaryota; Fungi; Ascomycota; Saccharomycetes; Saccharomycetales; Saccharomycetaceae
Gene: ATP25
Product: Atp25p
Exons: 1
Coding region: 1-1617 (538 amino acids)
Source: RefSeq, a predicted model, not a curated record
AUGUUUGUGGCGAGAAACAUGAAACAGGCCAUUCGUUUUAACUCGACCAUAAAGCCAUGGUAUCUAAUAAAGACCCCCCUCGAACAAAAGCAAACACUCGAACCCAUAACGUACCCACAUAACACGCCGAACUCCAUCAAAGACAUUAUUGUCCCAGAAUUGCAAAACCUAGGUCUGACGGACAUUAAAAUAUUUGAUCAACGUCCGCUACACAAGGGUCUUUAUAUCCUUUCAACGGGGAAAUCUGCCUUGCAUUGCUCUAAAUCAUUCGUGGAACUGAAUAAAGUUUUGAAAGAUAAGUUUCCUAAUUAUGUUUUGCAAAAAGAGGGUAUUGUUAAUCCUAAUGAUACUAGGAAGGCUCAAAGACGGCUUGAGAGAAGGAACAUUAAUUCGAGAAGUAGAAUUGUCGAUGAUCCUAGGGGUGAUAAGGACUCAUGGGUUAUGAUUCAUUGUAAAGCAGACGAUGGUAUAUUUAUUAAUAUGAUUACAGAACAAAGGAGGCAACAAUUAAAUUUGGAAGAAUUGUGGGCCCCAGAUGAAGAAAAAUAUUUGUAUGAAAGGAAAGAGGAACCAAUGGGAGAGGAUUCUAGGAAUGGAAAUGGUGAAGAAGGUGAUAUUCUUUCUGGGUUGCGAAGGUUGGCUUAUCAGAGAAGGCAUUUUUCGACAACUGCGACUAACAUUAAUGAUUUGAUUUUGCAAGAACGAUAUGAAGAAGCUAAUGAAUGGUUACAACAGGCAUAUCACGCUCAGAACUCAUUACUUAAAUUAGAAGCAAUUACAGAGAUACUAUCAAAAGUUAAGUUGUCAUUGCCAACUAAAAUGGCAGUGACUAAUUGGAAAGCAUUCUUUGAUAAUAAUUGGCCGAGAGACCCAUCAAAAUUGAAUGAAUUUUCCACUCUUAAUGGUUAUUGGCUUAUUCGGUUAAAAUUCCUAACGUUACUGAACACUUUAGAUCCAAUAAAUUAUGACUGCACCAAUUUUAUCAAUGACUACUUUCUAUUGAAGAAAUCAAUGGGGUGUAUUCUUGGUAAAAAAGAUCUCGUACCUUUUCUCAGAACAUUAAUUGCUCAGGAGAUUUUGACAAAAGAAGCUCUAGAUAAGAGAAAUAAGAUUGUUGUAGAUACUUUGAAAUUAUUCAACACGCUAGAGACUUCAGCGGAAAGUAAUAUUCUUUCAAAUACUGAAGUAAUGUCUUUGUUGUUGCAAAGUAUGGUUGAACACAAUCCACCCUUGAAAUUAGAUGCCCUUCACGAGGUAGUUGAUCAUAUUUGCUCCACAGCACCUAAAUAUUUGAGUUCUCAUGUUAUAGUCUCGAUAGUGAAGGUAUUAAUUGACUCCAGGGAUUGGAACAAGUUAUUCCAAUUUUGGGACGUUCAAAUUCCCAACAUUAAACCUAAAACUGAUUACAGACCCUGGGCACGCUUUAUCGAGCUAAUUGUCGAUUCAGGCGAGGCUCCAUUGAUGCAGAAACUGAUUAUAGAGGAUCAUUUGCUGAAUAUAAAACGAUAUGGAGCAUUGAUAAACGAAAACACAAGAGAACAGUUAAAUCGAUUGUUCAAGACAAUAGAUCCAGAGGCCACUUAUUACAAAGAACUUAAAGAUUACUUGUUGCAGUGA